GACGUGAAGGAAUCUAGGAUCACAAAAAUGGCGUUCCGAGGCAACCUGCUGGUGGUGCUCGUGCUUGCCGCGUCGGCCAUCGCGACCGGCAAGUCGGCGAGGCUGGAGCUUGUCCCCGCCGCGCCGGGAGCGUCCAUGGCCGAGCGGGCGAUGGACGACCGGCACCGCCACACGUACAUCACCCAAAAGAUCGCAUCGGGCCGAGGCGGGAGCCGGCGGGUUGCGGCGGAGGUCGGUGCGUCCGCGGUCUCCUUGCCGGUGUCGUCGGGGGCGUACGCCGGCACGGGGCAGUACUUUGUCAAGUUCCUUGUGGGCACGCCAGCGCAGGAGUUCGCACUGGUGGCGGACACCGGCAGCGACCUCACCUGGGUCAAGUGCAAUGGUGCCGGCGGCGCCACCCCGCCGGGGCGCGUGUUCCGCCCCGCGGACUCCAAGUCGUGGGCGCCCAUCCCUUGCUCGUCGGACACGUGCAAGUUGGACGUGCCCUUCUCCCUCGCCAAUUGUUCCGCGCCCACCAGCCCCUGCGCCUAUGAUUACCGGUACAAGGAAGGCUCGGCGGGGGCGCGCGGCGUGGUGGGCACCGACUCCGCGACCAUCGCGCUGCCCGACGGCAAGAUGGUGCAGAUGCAGGACGUGGUCCUCGGUUGCUCCUCAACGCACGACGGGCAGAGCUUCCAGGCAGCGGACGGCGUGAUCAGCCUGGGGAACAGCAAGAUCUCCUUCGCGUCCCGCGCCGCCGCGCGCUACGGGGGCAGCUUCUCCUACUGCCUCGUCGACCACCUCGCCCCGCGCGACGCCACCGGGUACCUCGCCUUUGGCCCCGGGCCAGCUCCCAAGGACUCGACGCCGGCGGCCCAGACGCAGCUGCUGCUAGACCCCAAGAUGCCCUUCUACGGCGUCAAGGUUGAAGCCAUCCACGUGGCCGGCAAGGCGCUCGACAUCCCCGCCGAGGUGUGGGACGCCACGAAGAACGGCGGCACAAUCCUCGACUCCGGCACGACGCUGACGGUCCUGGCCACCCCGGCGUACAAGGCCGUGGUCGCGGCGCUGAGCACGCACCUGGCCGGGGUCCCCACGGUGGCCUUCCACCCGUUCGAGCACUGCUACAACUGGACGGCGCGCCGUCCGGGAGCGCCGGAGAUCCCGAAGCUGGCGGUUCAGUUCGCCGGGUCGGCGCGGCUGGAGCCGCCGGCGAAGAGCUACGUGAUCGACGUGAAACCGGGCGUGAAAUGCAUCGGCGUGCAGGAGGGCGAGUCGCCCGGGCUGUCCGUGAUCGGCAACAUCCUGCAGCAGGAGCACCUCUGGGAGUUCGACCUCAAGAACCGGCUGGUCAGGUUCAAGCAGUCGACCUGCACUCGAUGAUCGUACGUUGACCUUGCUGAUUUUGCGAAUUGCAAGAACCUUCGAGUGAAAAUGUAAAAACUUUCUGAGAUACAAAUUUUAGCGUAACGAAACCGUAAAAACG
Panicum hallii is the source of this 1465-nucleotide messenger RNA. Its product is annotated as aspartic proteinase NANA, chloroplast-like. The transcript has 2 exons. The coding region runs from base 28 to 1362 and encodes 444 amino acids. Gene Ontology annotation, molecular function: aspartic-type endopeptidase activity. Lineage: Eukaryota; Viridiplantae; Streptophyta; Magnoliopsida; Poales; Poaceae. The record is from RefSeq and is a predicted model, not a curated record. Gene Ontology annotation, biological process: proteolysis.